Nannospalax galili (Upper Galilee mountains blind mole rat) is the source of this 695-nucleotide messenger RNA. RefSeq names its product FXYD domain containing ion transport regulator 2 (gene Fxyd2). Gene Ontology annotation, molecular function: sodium channel regulator activity. Gene Ontology annotation, biological process: regulation of sodium ion transmembrane transporter activity; monoatomic ion transport. The transcript is spliced from 6 exons. Gene Ontology annotation, cellular component: membrane. The coding region runs from base 200 to 400 and encodes 66 amino acids. The record is from RefSeq and is a predicted model, not a curated record. NCBI's taxonomy places the organism in Eukaryota, Metazoa, Chordata, Mammalia, Rodentia, Spalacidae.
CCCAACACCACCUUUUGCCUGGCUCAGCGGGAGCCCCUCUCUACACACUCGGGCUUUUCUUGUGACCAGGGUAAAUAUUACCUGGCACUGUUAAUGUUUAAUGCCCCCACCCUCAGCCCCGGCCACCCUGAGGCAGACACUGUCCCCGAAUUAGAGGAGACAGGAAGAGGAUUGUGGAGACGCCCUGGUGGCUGGGGAAAUGGCUGGGCCAUUGACUCUCGGUGGUGGCAGCCCCGAGGAUGCAGUGGAUCCCUUCUACUAUGACUACGAGACUGUCCGCAAAGGGGGCCUGAUCUUCGCAGGCCUGGCCUUUGUCGUGGGCCUCCUCAUCCUUCUCAGCAAAAGAUUCCGCUGUGGAGGCAGUAAGAAGCACCGGCACGUCAAUGAAGAUGAGCUGUGACAGCAGAGCUCCAAGGAUGCCCAUCUUCCCCAACUGUAGACCUCUGCCUCAUCGUGGUCAGCACUCAGGCUGAAGGAAGCGCCAGGCUCACUGUUACCCCCUUAUGGGCAUCUGCUCUUGCCUCCUGUGCCCGGACUCCCUCCUUGUCCUCCCCAAAUGCUGUAAUGUCCCACUUCCUACUGCAAGGUGGAGUGCAGUACAGCCUGGUCUAACUGGGUUUCAGUGAAUUGUGUAUCUGCCUAUAAAAGCAAGCUCAGUGUGGUCGUCUGAAGGCCGCUCUUCACUUACCCCUGAA